CAGAGCUCGCAGUGUUUUGGGCAGAGGGAGAGGGGAUGGGUGCGGGGGAUCACGCGUGGAUAACGGGCUGGGGCUUUGGGCUCCAGCACAGCGGAACACAGCCUGACUGCACCCUCAGAGUGGAUCAGGUUGAAGAUGGCAGCCAUGCGUACUUCACCGGUUUGCGUGAGGAUGAUGAGAUAAUGUCUGUGAAUGGACAGCUGUGUUCCAGCCUCAGCCUUUCAGAGGUUGUUGCUCUUAUUCAAGCCUCCAAUGAUGGUCUGGAACUACUGGUGAAAAGAUGCUGUUAUCAAGGAAGCUUUCAAACGGUUAGCACCACUCUGCGGAUCCCACCGCCACACAGGCCUCAUGCUCUGAAGGAACUUUACAUCUCCGAAUCACAAGAUGAAGCAUUUAACGAGGAGACAGACAGUGAAGCUGAAAGCCCUGGACGGAGCCCUAAGGUCAGAACCCAGUUUUGCAUUCCAGCUCCAAAGGACAGAAUUGGAGCAAACCCCCAAAUCUCUGGAGGUGGAGGAGGAACCAGGUUAGAAAUCACUCCAGGAUCUGUAGUGGAGUUGCAACUGUCGCUGUCUCAGACCACCCUGGAGGACGUGGGCUGCACCUCACUGGGCAGUGCUCGUGGAUUCGAGGGAGAGUUGUACCAGAAAAAAAUCACUGAGGAGGACAGCACUACCACUAGCAGCGCACCGGGCUGCACCUUCUACAUCCCUCGCCACGAGAGAGAGCCUCUGGGUCAGCGAGGCGUACUGAUCAGCGCUUCAGCUGCUCUGCGUGGACAGGUAGAGGUGACCACACAGUCGACAGGGAGGGGCUCUGGAGGGGAAAGGGUGGGGUCUGGUGAGACAGAAGCAAAAGCCAGUGAUCAGCCAGUGGAUUAUGGUGAGGGAGAAGGAGGGCGUACUGAGGAAGCCCCCACCUCCUCUUGUAUCUCCUUUGGAAUUCCAUCAGAAGAGGGGGACUCUGAGUCGGAGAGGGAGCUCAACCAGCCCAACAAGCACCGGGCAAGGCACGCCAGGCUCCGGCGGAGUGAGAGCCUGUCUGAGAAGCAGGUGAAAGAGGCCAAGUCUAAAUGUAAGCGCAUUGCUCUUCUCCUCACUGCUGCUGCCCCCAACCCCAAUAAUAAGGGGGUGUUGAUGUUCAAGAAGCAUAGACAGAGGGCCAAGCAGUACACACUCGUUAGCUACGGAACUGGAGAGAACGAACCAGAGUUCCAGGACGAGGAGGACGAAGACGACGACAACAAGGAGACGCAUGCUGUUGAAUUUACAGUUCUAGCCACAAGUGAAACUGAACUUGAUGAGGAUUUCUUCACAAAUCCCCCAGGCCACAAAAGCAUUGUGACCUUUGACUGGGACACUGGACUACUGGAGAUCGAGCGCAAGCUUCAAAACCCAGAAGAUAUGAAUGCACUUCCUGAAACGAAAGGUAAAGGAGCCCUGAUGUUUGCCCAGCGCAAACAACGUAUGGAUGAAAUUGCAGCUGAACACGAAGAGUUGAGAAAUAAGGGAAUCCCGGUCGAAGGAAUUCAGGAGGCUGAGAAGCGUUAUCAACAGGUGGAACAACACUCUUACAUCCAGGCUACUGACAGCCAGAAUUACAUGGAUGUAAACAUGCACCACCAACAGCAGCAGCAGCAGCAGUACCAGCAAUACCAAGAACAAUAUUAUCAGCAGCAGCAACAGCAGCAACAAUAUCAAGAAUACCAGCAGCAGUUGCAGUAUCAGCAACAGCAUUACCAGCAACAGCAAGAGUACCAGGAACAGCAUUAUCAGCAACAGCAAGAGUACCAACAACAGCAGCAGUACCAUCAGUCUCAACAGUAUCACCAAUCUCAAGAGUAUCAACAGCAGCAGCAAGUGCAACAGUAUGCGCAACAUAUGAAUGGUAUGUCCAGCCAAACCAAUGCAAUGCAGUCAUCAGUCAUGAAUAGAAGUGCCAAGCCAUUCUCUGUGCAGAAUCAGGCAGCGGCUCCAUUUACCCCACCAUCUAGUCAGGAGCAACCCUGCUAUUCAGCUGGACAGGGUGAACAAAUUGCUUCGCGCGAUGAGAGAAUAUCUGUACCAGCGAUCAAGACAGGGAUCUUGCAAGAUACCAGAUGGAAGAACAAAGCUAAGCCAAUGUUCACUUUCAAAGAGUCUCCAAAAGUUUCCCCGAAUCCAGAGCUGUUAAAUCUCCUUAACAGGGGUGACAGGAAGGCAGGCUUUGAGUCUGGUCCAGAGGAGGAUUACCUAAGUUUGGGGGCAGAAGCCUGCAACUUUUUGCAGUCCCCUAAAGUGAAGCACAAAAUCCCACCACCAGUCGCUCCCAAGCCACACAUAAACCCUGCCUCUCCACCAUGGUCACCACAACCAGAAAUCCCAAGCCAGCAGUUCCCUCAGCAUGCUGAAAAUAACGUCCCAGCAACUGCUGAGGCUCUUGGGCCUGAAGCCGACACUGCCCCUGAAAUGGAGUCCUCGGCCAUACCACAGCAAGAACCCUCCCCCACACCUGCCCCUGAACUACAGGAAGCUCUCCAUAACCCCCCUUCACAGGAACAGCAAGAAGAAGUUGAUACAUGGAGUGCACCUGAACAACAAAUGCAACCAGAUCAGCAAAAAGAGCCCUGGAAUGAAAAUCAACCCCAGCAGCACAUGAACAACCAUCACCCUGUCCAACCAUCACCUCCAGUACAAGCAAAGCCAGAGCCACCUGUAAGCUCUUGGGGUCCAUCUUCAACUCAGGCCCCACAGCAGCCCCCUGUUAGUGCUUGGGGUACACCUGAGGUUCAGUCGCAAUCUAUUGCACAGACUCAACCGCACAUGCAGCUACCUUGGGUAACACAACCACAAGCCCUUCCAAAAGUGCAACAGUCAUCAUCUGUUCAUACUCAGUCGCAACUCCAACCUCCUUGGGUGACACAGAGUCCACCCCAACCCCAUCCUCAAGCCCAUCCUCAAGCUCAUCCUCAAGCUCAUCCUCAAGCUCAACCUCAAGCUCAUCCUCAAGCUCCACCUCAAGCUCAUCCUCAAGCCCAAGCUCAACCUCAAGCCCAGCCUCAACCUCAAAUUAAUUCUUGGGCCUCAGUUCCAACUCAGUCUCCACCUCAGCCUCCAUGGGCUCAAUCCCAAGCGCCAACACAGCCACCUAUUGGUGCUUGGUCUCAAGAUUUAAAUCAGACCCAAGUUCAGCCCCCCUGGAUGCCACAACAACAGGAAUCCCAGCCAGUACCACCUUGGGCAGCCCCUCAACAACAAGUCCAGCCCCCAUGGGCCCAAACCCAGGGUCAGUCACAGCCGCAACCACCCUGGGCAUCUCAGGCUCCACAGCAAACUCUACCACAGCCACCUGCAAAUGCUUGGACCCAACCUCAGAGUCCAGUACAAGCCCAGCCUCCAUGGGUUCAGCAGGCUCAACCACCAACGCAGCCACCAGCACAGAUGCAGCAACCCCAGGGUCCUUGGGCCUCAGGACCUAACCAGUCACAACCACCACCACAAUGGUCUCAACAGCCUCAAGAUCAUCCGCAGCAAACGAUGAACUCAUGGGCACCAGAACAGAACCAAGUACAGCCACCUUGGACUCAGCCACAGCACCCAGCUCAGGCACAGCCACCAUGGGUUCAUCAACCUCAGCAUGAGCAACCACCACAGUCUCAGAAUCAAACUGGUUUGAGUACUUGGGCACCACGUCCUCAGCAAGGUCCAGUCAGUAACACAGCACCUGCUGAACCUCAAAAGCUUCCUCCAUCAGCCAAACCAUGGAGUCCACCUCAGACCACUCAGCCACGCCCCCUACAGAGAAUGGGCUCAUACACAAUUGGAACAAAGGUACCAUCCCCCACUCCAACAAGCAGGACAAUUUCCCCCACUGGAAUGGGUUCAGCGUUCGAGAUGCCAGCCCUGCGAGGGAAGGGAGCUGAACUUUUUGCUAAAAGGCAGUCCAGAAUGGAGAAGUAUGUGGUGGAUGCUGAAACAGUGCAAGCAAACAAGGCAAGACCUUCUUCACCUUCACCUUCUUUGCCAACCACUUGGAAAUAUUCGCCUAAUUGCCGUGCUCCUCCACCAUUGGCGUACAACCCACUUCAGUGUCCCACAUAUCCACCAGGUGCUAUCAAACAACCUCCCUCUUCUAGCCCUUCUAUAAAGAACAAAAAUAAGAACAAAGAGAAAGAAAAACCUGCCCCAAAACCCCUUCAUGUUCUGGAUGUCAUGAAGCAUCAGCCUUACCAGUUAGAUUCCUCUCUUUUUACUUAUGGGCCAGCAGCAGAGAAACUUGCUGCAGAAAGGGAGGCGGCUGAAAAGCUUGAGGCUCAGAGAGUGGCUGAAGCCCAGGCUCAAGCCCAGGCUCAAGCUCAAGCACAGGCUCAAGCACAGGCUCAGGCUCAAGCUUAUAUGCAAGUUGCUGGUCUGCCAAACCAAAACCAGCAUUUGCAAUAUGAUCAAGCUGUCCCCUAUGGUUUCAUACCACAGCAUCCCGAUCCAUCCCAACACCCCUAUGGUAUGCCUGGUCCCUCACCUUCUAUACAAGAUGGCCCUUAUCACCAUGCUCCUCCUAACAGCUAUCAGCCUCCCCCUAAUGCUUAUCAACAAGGUCCUUAUCAACAAAUGUAUAAUCCCCAGCAUCCUUACCAACAGCCUCCUUCAAAUAUGUACCAGCAAGCCCCAAGUCCCCCUUACCAGCAGCCCCCUCCAUAUCAAACCAACCCAAAUCCAACCUAUCCAGCUGCACCAGCACCAAGCUAUCAACCAGCUUCUAAUUCUUAUGUGGCACCUACGUUCCCAGUAGCACCAAGAGCAGAUUCUGCUUCAGGAAACAAUAUCCUUAAUGCUCCGAAACCUAAGUUCUCUGCCAAAAAAAGUGCUGCACAGGUUUGGAAGCCUAGUGCUGUUGAAAAUGCUGACAAAUAAUGUAUAGCUAGGAUUGAAAGCUGUAUAUAAGAAGUUUGACAAAUUUGCAGAAAAUACAUCAUAUAUACACAAUUAUAUA
Molecule: messenger RNA, 4968 nt
Organism: Astyanax mexicanus (Mexican tetra)
Lineage: Eukaryota; Metazoa; Chordata; Actinopteri; Characiformes; Acestrorhamphidae
Product: synaptopodin-2-like
Exons: 4
Coding region: 36-4889 (1617 amino acids)
Biological process (GO): positive regulation of actin filament bundle assembly
Cellular component (GO): Z disc; nucleus; actin cytoskeleton
Molecular function (GO): actin binding
Source: RefSeq, a predicted model, not a curated record